This is a messenger RNA of Cricetulus griseus (Chinese hamster), 2272 nucleotides long. NCBI's taxonomy places the organism in Eukaryota, Metazoa, Chordata, Mammalia, Rodentia, Cricetidae. The record is from RefSeq and is a predicted model, not a curated record.
CAUGUUUGUGCAGGUUUAUUUUCGCAUUUCAUUAAGAAUCAGGUUAUGUUGUGUGCAGAGUACUGACUUUGUGGGGAAGGAGCUGUCUUUGGCUUCAAGGAGUUCAUAGUGGGUUAAAUGUGUGUGAGGAAAGCCAGAGUCCCUGUGAACACACACAGACUCAUUCUUAAUGGAGGUGGGUAAUUGUCUUCUUUGUGUGGACAUACUGUGUGCAGGGUUAAAACUUGCUGUGCACAGCUCUUGGGCCCGGGCCUCUUGUGUGUGUAUGUGUGGUCAUUACCUGUCUUUGACCAGGUAUCCCUGUACCCAUAUGACUGUGUGUAGAACAGCAGGUACACAUAUCAGUGUCCUCAAGGGAUGCGUUCUGUGGCCUUCUUAAGUGCACCCCACACACCCCACCUCACCUUGGCCUGGCCCUCCUUUGAUUACUCCCUACUACUGGGGUAUGUGCUUGGGAGAAAACGGGCAGUUGGCUCCAGGAUGUACCGUGUAUCUGAGAAGACACUGACCCUUGCUCUCUCCCCAGGAAGCUACAUAUGCCCAGCUGGGGCACAACCCCAGCUGAUGCCCCAAAGAAGCCACACAUCUCACGAGAGGCUUUGGGCCCUGCCCUCCCUCCCCAUGGCCCAUGAGUCAGAACUUGAUCUUGAGGGAUUGCUGGACCUCAGCUUCCUGACAGAGGAGGAGCAGGAGGCCAUCGCUGAUGUCCUCACACGGGAUGCCCGCCUGCGCCAACUGGAGGAAGGGCGGGUCAGCAAGCUCCGAGCCUCCCUGGCAGACCCGGGGCAGCUGAAGACCCUGACGGGGGACUGGUUCCAAGAAGCACGCUCCCAGCGGCAUCAUCAUGCCCAUUUUGGGUCUGACCUUGUCAGAGCUUCUAUCCGAAGGAAGAAGAGCUCCAGGGGGGACCAGGCUCUGGGAAGUGAUGGUGAGGCAGAGGCUGCUGGGAAAGACACCACUGAAGAAGAGCCAGAGCCCAGGGUCUCCAUAGAGAUGGCUGUUCCAGAGAGGUACAGUAAGACCCAAGGACCUGAUUUCCCCUCAGCCUAUGUAGCCUCAGUGGCUUCAGGUCAUGAGGAUGAGCCCCAGGCCGGGGAAGACCCUGGCCCAGGGGGUGUGCAGGUGGCAGAGACCGACACAGCGCUGGAUCCUGAGCAGAGGGCGGAGCAGGAGCCCGGGCCCUCGGCAGCCCAGAUCCAGGCGACCUCCGAGAUCCAGGAGAAUGGGGAAGAGGCCCCGGGGCUCGGCCCUUCCCUCGACCGCAUGCUCAGCAGCAGCUCCUCUGUGUCCAGCCUCAACUCCUCCACGCACCAGGCCUCCACGCCGGGUGUGUUCUGGAUGGUGGUGGGGGAUGUCCCCAAAAUUGGACGAAGGCUCUGGAAGGGCCCCCCUCCUUACCUCCAGCCUUCAUCUCUCUCGCCCAGCUACGUGAAAACCUACCUCCUCCCGGAUAAGCAGAAUAAGCGCAAGACAUCGGUGAAGAAACGGAAUCUGAACCCGAUCUUCAACGAGACUCUGCGGCACUCUGUACAGCAGGCUGAUCUCCCAGGCCGGGUGCUGAACCUGUCCGUGUGGCACCGGGAAAGUCUGGGUCGGAACAUCUUUCUGGGAGAGGUCGAAGUACCCCUAGACACAUGGAACUGGGACUCUGAGGCUACCUGGCUCCCCCUGCAGCCCCGGGUCCCCCCGUCUCCAGAUGAACUCCCCAGCCGAGGAUUCCUCUCUCUGUCCCUCAAGUAUGUCCCUGCUGGCUCAGAGGGAGGAGGACAGCCUCUGAGUGGGGAGCUUCACUUCUGGGUAAAGGAAGCUCAGAGCCUUGUGCCACUGCGGCCAGGAUCGCUGGACACUUACAUACAAUGCUCAGUGCUACCUGAUGACAGUCGAGCCAGUCGCCAGCGUACAAGAGUGAUUCGAAGAAGCCUCAGCCCCGUGUUCAACCACACCAUGGUUUAUGAUGGCUUUGGGCCUGCCGACCUACGCCAAGCCUGUGCUGAGCUCUCCCUGUGGGACCACGGGACCCUGGCUAGUCGCCAGCUGGGGGGCACACGCCUCAGCCUUGGUACAGGCAGCAGCUAUGGCCUCCAAGUGCCCUGGAUGGAUUCCACACCUGAGGAGAAGCAGCUGUGGCAGACACUUCUAGAGCGGCCAUGUGAGUGGGUGGAUGGCCUUCUGCCCCUCAGAACCAACCUGGUCCCCAGGGCAUAGCCCUGUCAAACCCCUUUGUGUACCCCCACACAAAGCACAGCCGUGGCUGGAGUCAAUAAAGUCUGUU